UAAAAUGACUACUAAAAUUUGACUACUUUGUUACUCCCUGACGUGGCUUUUUAAUUUCUGAUUUCUUUUCCUUUUGAAACAAUCCAAACUCUUGUCCAGCCUCUUCACGUGAUGCAGUGGAGCAAGUCGGCAGUGAAGAAGGGUUCCAAGUUCCGAAAGUUCCUCGACGCCUUCUUCAUUGACCGUAACUUCUUCCCAGCCAUUCGCCUCAUACUCCCCAACCUCGCGAGCGCGACUCUUACGGACUCAAGGAAUUCGUCCUCGCCACCUCCCUCAUCGACGCCCUUGGCAUCUCCCGUUACUCCCUCGAUGCCCUCCGACUCAUCAAUUGGCGUAAAAGUGGCGCCGCCACCAACGCUACAGUUGGAAAUUUCGUCCUCGUCGCCAUUGAGUGCUGCACAACAGGCAAGGGACCGCUUCAGGAGGGUUGACGAUAAGGGAGUUGAAUGAAUUGCUUUACCGAUUGGCUUCCGGUGAAAACAGAUUUGUUUGUUGUUGUUGUUUACAUUGAAGUUUCGCAUGUGAUUGUUGUAGGUGCUAUGCGAGGUUGUAUAAGUUCUGAUAGUGGGAAAAUUUUGAGAAAAAAAUUGAAUGAAUUUCGAGACAAAUGCACAAGAAAUGAAGUGGAUUAUCAUGAUAAUCCUGAAAGGAGUUUCUCAUUUAUACCAGUAAAUAAAUUGAUUUAAUAUCCUAAAAUUAGCUUUGAGCCUGUAAUUAAAAUUUGUUGCAGAUAUAUAAAGUUGGGAAUUAGUGAAAAAAUAUUUUUCAUGAGUUCCAUCCUGAUGCAGAAGACUUGUUUAAUGUUACUUGUGACUUAAAAUUAGUUUGUGAAAAGCUAAGGGAUUGGAAUCAUCAGCAUAAGCGGCAUGUUAGUUGUGAUUUAAAAAAAUAGUUUGAAAUUUGUAUAGUCUUCAAUGAUGUAAUUAGUGUCUUCAUUAUUCUUUGAACUUGGGGCUUUAAAUGUACUUGAUACAUGUUAUGAUAAUUCUUGGUGAGAAAUUAAGUGAUGAGGAGGUGGAGCGGAUGAUUAAAGAAGUACACUCUAAGCAUACAAUGAAUUUUUUUAUUACAAUUUUAAUUUUAUAAAUACCUGCAAUAGUUUUUUAGCAGUUGAAAUUGAUAUUUUGUAAUUACUGUUUCUAGUUAAUUCUAAUGGUAUUAAUCCUGUUUUAGUUUUAAAUACUCAUUUUAGUAGUCUUCUAGAGUAGUUUAUCAAGUGGUGCAAAGGAAAAUUUUAAAUAUUUGCAUAAUUUUUAGUAGUUAUUUUUAUUUCCAUUAAUCUUUUGCUAUUUUUAAGUUUGCAUGAAUUAGUAAAUAGUUUGUCAUAGUUGUUUUAAGUCUAUGUAGUUUUAAGUUCUGUUUUUACUGGUUUUAGCUAGUCUCUUAGGUUCAUAGGUCAUAUUUUAGAUUUCAUCCUUUCUUAAAUAGAUAGAAGUAAAAUUAUGUACUAAGCCUCUUUUUGUUCUUCUUUAAAGUUGGCUACAAUGUUAUGUGAUUUCUCAUACUUAAAUGGUUGCAUGAAAAAUUGAUUUCUCAUAAUCUAUUAAAGGAAGUGAUGUCAAAGGAUGUAAUAGAGAAGAUAUCUUCUCUUUCUCUGAUUUGCAUGAACCAAUUUUCUACAAUAAGCAAAUCAUGUCACAUUAUAUAGUUACUGUCAUUUAAUUUCUGUUAGACAAAUUUAAAUUCAGCAUUCACAUUUCUGUUUAGAUAUUUAUUGUGAAUAUUGCUCAUGCUGUCAAGGGCCUUACAUUUCUUCACUAAUGAAAUAGAUGUAGUAUUCAUACAUUUCUUCACUAAUGAAGUAGAUGUAGUAUUCAGGACCUCAAAAUUUCUGUUAGUCUUGGGUUUCUAAAAUUUGUUUUUGUGAA
Messenger RNA from Vigna unguiculata (cowpea), 1868 nucleotides. RefSeq names its product disease resistance protein Roq1-like. The record is from RefSeq and is a predicted model, not a curated record. Gene Ontology annotation, molecular function: ADP binding. NCBI's taxonomy places the organism in Eukaryota, Viridiplantae, Streptophyta, Magnoliopsida, Fabales, Fabaceae. Gene Ontology annotation, biological process: defense response.